AUGAACUCAAAACAGGCAAUUUUUGCUGUUUUUUUUGUGGCCGUCAUCAUCAGCAGCUGUGAAUCUUGGUUGAUAAGAGACGCCAUUGAGGACGGGGGACAAUGGUUGAAAGACAUUGACGCUGCCAUGCAAAAAGUGAAAGAGGCGAUCAAAAACGGCGAAAAAGGACUACUAAACAAAUUUGACACCGAGGAGAUCUGCUACCCCGACCUAGGCUGCUACCGAGCGGACGGACCGAUGAAACAGACGGGCACCUUCCCGCUGACGCCCGAGUCCAUGGGAACUACCUUCCACACCUUCACCUCAGACGGAAAAUCCUUUAUCGUGGACGCAAAAAACCCAAAGUCCUUUUCCGGGCUGGACUUUAGCAAACGGCUGGUGGUGAUUAGCCACGGCUUCGGCAUGUCCUCCAGCAGCGCCGAGCUGAACUCCAUCAAGGAUCACCUGCUGAUGAAGAGCCACGACGAGGUGGGCGCCGUGAUCAUCGUCGACUGGGCAAAGGGCGCCAAGUCGCCCGAGUACCUGCAGGCGUCGGCCAACACCGAACUGGUCGGUCGUCAGAUUGGCAACCUCCUCAACUCGAUGAAGCUCAACGAGGGCCUCAAACCGGAGAACGUCUACCUAAUUGGCUUCUCGCUGGGCGCCCAGGUGAGCGGCUUUGCCGGCAAGUGGACCCAGUCGCAGUACGGCUGGAAGGUGGGCCGCAUUACCGGCCUCGAUGCGGCCGCCCCUCUCUUUGAGGGCUACCCGGGCUCGCACCUGACCAAGGCGGACGCCUCCUUUGUCGAUGGAAUUCAUUCGAGCGCCGGCGACAACAUUCUCGCGGGAAAGGUGGGCUUUGUGGCGCCCUACGGCAGCGUGGACUUCUACCCGAAUGGUGGCGCCUCGCAGCCGCACUGUGGCUUCUUCAGCGGCGUCACCUGCAACCACUACGGUUCGGUGCUCUUCUACGACGCCAGCUUGCACGCCAAGGAGAAGUGCAAGUUCAAGGGGGCGGUCUGCGACAGUUGGGCCGACUACGCGGCAAAGCAGUGUCCGGUGUACGACGCAGAGCUGGGCUACUUUGCUGAGGGCAUCAAGAAGCUGGGCAACGGCGGUGACAG
Rhagoletis zephyria (snowberry fruit fly) is the source of this 1103-nucleotide messenger RNA. Lineage: Eukaryota; Metazoa; Arthropoda; Insecta; Diptera; Tephritidae. The record is from RefSeq and is a predicted model, not a curated record.